This is a messenger RNA of Knipowitschia caucasica, 297 nucleotides long. Lineage: Eukaryota; Metazoa; Chordata; Actinopteri; Gobiiformes; Gobiidae. The record is from the annotation of a GenBank genome assembly.
AUGCUGGUCUUUGGUAAUGAUGAUGGGAGGGUGGUUUGGUCGGAGCCCUUGAUGGUCCGGACCCUGACCCCUGACCCACAGACCCUGACCCCACAGACCCCUGACCCCACAGACCCGAUCCCACAAACCCUGAUCCCUCCAGACCCUGACCCCACAGACCCUGACCCUACAGACCCUGACCCCUGGACACCCACAGACCCUGACCCCACAGACCCUGGACCCACAGACCCUGAUCUACAGACCCUGACCCUUGACCCACAUCCCACAGAACCAUAUCAGUUUUAUCCAAUGUGUUAA